Molecule: messenger RNA, 995 nt
Organism: Gastrolobium bilobum
Lineage: Eukaryota; Viridiplantae; Streptophyta; Magnoliopsida; Fabales; Fabaceae
Product: probable prolyl 4-hydroxylase 12
Exons: 7
Coding region: 61-954 (297 amino acids)
Biological process (GO): peptidyl-proline hydroxylation to 4-hydroxy-L-proline
Cellular component (GO): endoplasmic reticulum
Molecular function (GO): iron ion binding; L-ascorbic acid binding; procollagen-proline 4-dioxygenase activity
Source: RefSeq, a predicted model, not a curated record
UUAUCUUCGAUUCCGUUCCGUUCCGUUCAACCACUCCUUCUUCUUCUUCUUCAACAAUCAAUGGCCUCCCUUUCCCUUCUUCUCACCCUGUUACUGCUCUCGGUGUCUUUUUCGGACAGCAGGAAAGAAUUAAGGAAAAAUCAGGAAAAUGCAGUAGAGCUGUUAAACCACUCAAUUUACUAUUUCAACAGAAUUGACCCAUCACGUGUUGUCCAAAUCUCAUGGCAACCAAGGGUCUUUCUAUACAAAGAUUUUUUGUCAGAUAAGGAGUGUGACUACCUUAUUUCUCUGGCACAUGCUGUGAAAGAAAAAACCUCAGGGAAUGAUGGCCAUUCAGAGGAGGUUGAAACUUCAUUGGAUAAAGAAGAUGAUAUUGUUGCAAGGAUUGAAGAAAGAAUUUCAGUUUGGACUUUCCUUCCUAAAGAGAACAGCAGGCCUUUGCAGAUCAUGCAUUAUGGGCUUGAACAGGAUGGGCAGAACUUAGAUUAUUUUAGAAACAAAACCAAAUUGGAAUUAAGUGGACCUUUAAUGGCAACAGUUGUUCUAUAUCUCUCAAAUGCUACUCAAGGGGGUCAAAUUCUCUUUCCUGAAUCUGAGCCCAAGAGUAGCAGCUGGUGGUCAAAUUGUAAGAAAAGUAGUAAGAUUCUCCAACCAGUUAAAGGGAAUGCAAUUCUGUUUUUCUCUCUUCACCUAAAUGCAUCUCCUGAUAAGAGUAGUCUCCAUGCUAGAUGCCCUGUCCUUAAGGGUGAUAUGUGGUCUGCAAUUAAAUUCUUCUAUGCAAGAUCAAUUAGUGAAGGGAAGGUCUCAACCAUAACAGAUAGUAGUGAAUGUACUGAUGAGGAUGACAAUUGUCCUGCUUGGGCAGCCAUGGGAGAAUGUCAAAGAAAUCCUGUGUACAUGAUUGGGUCUCCUGAUUAUUAUGGUACAUGUAGGAAAACUUGUCAUGCAUGCUGAUCAGAAGUUCAUUAUCAAUUUUCUGCUUUUUGAGGAAUACA